GUCUUAUAUUUUAAGAUUUUCUUCUAUCGCUUCGUAACCGUUUCUUUAUGCCUCUUUGUCAUGAUACAAGAAACUACAUUUGGCUUGUCCAACAUUUCGUAAGAACAUUUAAAAAUAAAUAUACGCGACGACCAACAGUAUCGCUUUCUUUCCCGGGUUCUUUUAAGUUUAGUUGAGUUUAGUCACUAUACACGAUGCGAAGCACAUGGAGAGACAGGGAUCGGGACUUCCAGAAACAUUUAGCUGAUGGUGAAACUACUGAACGUCGCUUAAAAGAGACUUUACAUACCACGUAUACAGAUAAUGAACCACUACCAGGAUUCGAUCCUAAUAAGGACGAUCUUCAAUAUUACCGUGCUCAACAUUGUAUUGAUUGCGAUGAAGUGUAUCCUGGAAUAUACAUUGGUGAUGCGGCUACAGCAAAAAAUAAGAAUUACCUUAAAAUGUUAGGCAUAACGCAUUUGUUGAAUUCUGCUGAAGGAAACAGAUUUGGAUUUGUAAAUACAGAUAAAUCUUAUUAUCAAGAUACAACAAUAAGGUAUCUUGGUUUACCACUUGCAGAUUUAUUUACUACAGAUAUUAGCAAGUACUUUUAUACUGCUGCAGAUUUUAUUGAUGAAGCUGUCUCUACAGGAGGUAAAGCUUUUGUACACUGCAUGUUAGGAAUAUCACGCAGUGCAACAUGUGUAUUAGCAUAUUUGAUGAUAAAAAAAGAAAUGUUAGCUGUUGAUGCUGUUCGAAUAGUUCGCAAAAAGCGUUGUAUUCAACCAAAUGAUGGCUUCCUUCGUCAGUUAGCACAAUUAGAUAAUCAAUUACGGAGGCAACGUUUAUAAUUAAAUACAACGCUAAUGAAAGUAUUAAAAAGUUUGGUAAAAUAUGUUAAGAAUGUUAUACAUACAUGCACAAAUACUUAAUUUUAUAGGCAUAUAUUUCACAUGAAUAGCUUCAUGGUGUUUAGACACGCACCCUGCAAUUUAAUAUUUUAAGCUUACACGCUAUUUACGAACUUCUCUAUAAAUUGUGUAAAACAUAAAAAUUUAUUUUUUUACACAAGUUCUAUAUUUUAGAUUACUUUAUUAAUUGAAUGUAUAUUUAUUAUUUACAAAUUUAAAAAGGAAGGAUUCCAUUAUAAUUAUAUAAAAUGUAUAUAAAAGAAAUAUAUAAUACUUGAUGUACUACAUGA
Messenger RNA from Hylaeus anthracinus, 1183 nucleotides. Its product is annotated as dual specificity protein phosphatase 3. Gene Ontology annotation, molecular function: protein tyrosine/serine/threonine phosphatase activity; MAP kinase phosphatase activity. Gene Ontology annotation, cellular component: cytoplasm. Lineage: Eukaryota; Metazoa; Arthropoda; Insecta; Hymenoptera; Colletidae. The record is from RefSeq and is a predicted model, not a curated record. The coding region runs from base 195 to 833 and encodes 212 amino acids. Gene Ontology annotation, biological process: protein dephosphorylation; negative regulation of MAPK cascade. The transcript is spliced from 4 exons.